UCCAAGAAACAAACAAACAAAAAAAUUCUCGUUUGAAUCAUUCUUUUGGAAACAAAACGAAAAAAAAACAACGCUGAACUUGAAUAUUUUAUUCCAUGAAUCCAAAUCAUUACAUGUGUGGCUAAAUCAUCAUCAUUCGUGGUUUUUAUUAUUUUCUUGUUUCUUGAAACACGGCUGUUUUCAGUUUUUUUUUUUACCAAAAAAAAAAUUCUGAUCAAUAAUUAUGGAUUGGCAACCUGAACAACAAGGUCUUGAUCAAAUUCUACAGCUAUUACGGCAAUCACAAUCACCGGAUAUUCAAACACAGAAUCAUGUACAACAACGUUUGGAAGAAUUGAAUAAUUUUCCAAAUUUUAGUAAUUAUCUUGUUUUUGUUCUAUCCAAAAUGACUAAUGAAGAUGAACCAACACGUUCAUUAAGUGGUCUAAUAUUAAAAAAUAAUAUUAAAGCAAGAUAUCGCCAAUUACCACGUGAAGUUAUUAAUUAUGUUAAAUUUGAAGCAUUAACCUGUAUGGGUGAUCCAUCAUCAUUGAUACGUGCUACAGUUGGCAUUCUAAUAUCAACAUUAAUGCAAGAAGGUGAACUACAACAAUGGCCAGAAUUAUUCGAUAUUCUAUUGAAUAAAUUGGAUUCAGAAAAUUAUUACGAAUGUGAAGGUGCUUUUAGCAUACUACAUAAAAUUAUUGAAGAUAAUGCUGAAGCAUUGGAUAAUGAAAAUUUUUGCCGACAAUUGAAUCUAUUGAUACCGAAAUUUUUUCAAUUUUUUACUAAUCCAAAUUCAAAAAUUCGUUCUUAUGCAUUGGCAUGUGUGAAUAAUUUCAUUCUAAAUCGAACACAAAUAAUGAUGCCCUAUGUUGAUAUAUUUAUCGAGGGUUUAUUCAAACUUGCUGCCGAUAAUGAUCGUCAAGUACGACAAAAUGUUUGUAAAUCAUUCGUUACAUUAGUGGAAAUCCGUAUGGAUCGUUUGAUACCACAAAUCCAUAAUAUAAUCGAGUUUAUGUUAAUGAGCACACAAGAUCAAGAUAUAAAUGUUGCAUUAGAUGCUUGUGAAUUUUGGCUUACAUUAGCUGAACAACCAAUUUGUAAAGAAGUACUUGCACCACAUCUUCCACGAUUAUUACCAACAUUGAUGCAAAAGAUGAAAUAUUCAGAUUUGGAUAUUAUUCUUUUAAAAGGUGAUGUUGAAGAAGAUGAAAUGAUACCGGAUAAAGAAGAAGAUAUUAGGCCACGUUUCUAUAGUGGUCGUACACAUGCACAACCAAGAAUGGAUGAUAGUGAAAAUCAUCGCCAUGAUGAUGAUGAUUCUGAUGACGAUGAUGAUGAUUUUGAUUUACAUAAAGGAAAUAGUGAUUGGAAUCUACGAAAAUGUUCGGCAGCUGCAUUAGAUUUUUUAGCUAAUGUUUUUCAUGAUGAUCUAUUACCGGUUGUUUUACCAAUUUUACGUGAAACAUUAUUCCAUCAGGAUUGGGUGACGAAAGAAGCAGCUGUUCUAGCAUUAGGGGCAAUCGCAGAAGGAUGUAUGUUUGGCAUUGUACAACAUCUAAAUGACCUCAUACCAUAUCUAGUAUCGUGUUUAUCGGAUAAAAAAGCUUUGGUCAGAUCAAUCACAUGUUGGACAUUAAGUCGAUACUCACAUUGGGUUGUACAGAAUCCCGAAAACUAUCUAAAACCAUUAAUAAUGGAGCUUUUGAAACGAAUCUUAGAUCCAAACAAACGUGUACAAGAAGCAGCAUGUAGUGCUUUUGCAACAUUGGAAGAAGAAGCCGGUACGGAUCUAAUUCCUUAUUUAGAAUUCAUUCUAAAAACCCUAGUCAGCGCAUUCGGAAAAUAUCAGCACAAAAAUCUUUUAAUUUUAUAUGACGCUAUUGGUACGCUUGCCGAUUCUGUUGGCCAUCAUUUGAAUAAACCAGAAUAUAUUGAAUUGUUAAUGCCACCAUUGAUUCAUAAAUGGAAUUCAUUGAGAGAUGAUGAUAAAGAUCUAUUUCCUUUGUUAGAAUGUUUUUCUAGCGUUGCAACUGCCUUACAAACAGGAUUCUUACCAUAUUGUGAACCAGUGUUUCAUCGUUGCCUUUCUUUGGUUGAGCAAACGUUAAAAUUUAAUGCGAUAUUUCAAGAGAAUCAAGAACAAUAUGAUCCACCAAAUAAAGAUUUUUUAAUUGUUGCACUUGAUUUGCUUAGCGGUCUUGCCGAAGGAUUAGGUGAACACAUGAUUCCAUUGAUUGAACAAACCAAUACCAUGAGAUUAUUGUAUGAAUGUAUCAAAGAUCCAACACCAGAAGUACGACAAAGUUCAUUCGCUUUACUCGGAGAAUUGACCAGAGCAUGUUUUGUGUUUGUUGAACCAUGUGUUCGUGAUUUUAUGCCUAUAUUGGCACAAAAUUUAAAUCCUGAAAACAUUUCUGUUUGUAAUAAUGCAACAUGGGCUAUCGGUGAAAUAUCAAUUAAAUAUAAACAAUCAAUGCAAGAAUAUGUACCGAUAUUAUUGCCCCAAUUGAUCAUUAAUUUGAAUCAAACAGAUUCACCGAAAACAUUGCUGGAAAAUACUGGUAAUUUAUCUUUUGUUUUAGUAUUUAAUUCGAAAUUUAAUUUCCAUCAAUUUUGUUUUCCAGCUAUCACUAUUGGAAGAUUGGGAUUUGUAAGUACACAAUUUCAUACCCAACAACAAAUCUCUCCAUUUCUACAGCAAUUUAUUCGUGCAUGGUGUUUAUCAAUGCGUAACAUUUGUGAUAAUGAGGCAAAAGAUUCAGCAUUCCGUGGUAUUUGUUCAAUGAUUAGCGAAAAUCCAAAUGGUGUGCUACAGGAUUUUAUUUAUUUUUGUGAUGCUGUUGCAUCUUGGAAUAAUCCGGAACCAGAUUUGAAGAACAUGUUUUUAGAGAUUUUGCAUGGUUUCAAAAAUCAAGUUGGCGAAGAAAAUUGGCGACAAUUUUCUGAAAAUUUUCCACCCAAUCUAAAAGAAAGACUUGCCACUCAAUAUGGUGUAUGAUGAAAAUUUCUAACCAUCAAUAAUUCAAGAGAAAAUAGAAAAAAAAAUCAAAUAUGUGAAGGUGGUCUUUAUAUAUCCGAUAAUAAUAAUUAGUUAUAUUGAAA
Messenger RNA from Dermatophagoides farinae (American house dust mite), 3087 nucleotides. It is a transcript of the gene Tnpo, whose product is annotated as transportin 1. Gene Ontology annotation, molecular function: small GTPase binding. Lineage: Eukaryota; Metazoa; Arthropoda; Arachnida; Sarcoptiformes; Pyroglyphidae. Gene Ontology annotation, biological process: protein import into nucleus. The record is from RefSeq and is a predicted model, not a curated record.